Spodoptera litura is the source of this 1389-nucleotide messenger RNA. Lineage: Eukaryota; Metazoa; Arthropoda; Insecta; Lepidoptera; Noctuidae. The record is from RefSeq and is a predicted model, not a curated record.
AUCAAAAAUAAGUAUAACUGACCUUAAUAAUCUUUCCAAGUGCCGUCCAAAUAGCUUCACAUACUUCAAGAAAAAAGUAAGAUAUUGUAUUUCGAGGCACUCUGUAUAAAAACUCUAAACUUCCAAAACUAUCGCCUGUAGCCAGGUAUCUCAGUACAAUUUGAAGUUUUAUUCGGUUAGGUAUGCUAUCUCUCAUUAAAGUAUUUUCUUUCGUUAUUAACGGAGCAACAAGAAGUAGAAGUUCUUCAAAUUUACUUUCAUCAUAUUAGUUUUAUCCUUCCGCUGAACGAAUAUGGUUGUGUAUACGCUUGAACAACGCUGGGAAAUAUUGCGACAUUACUUUGAAAAUCAUGGUAAUGUUGCAGAAUUUGUACGAAAAUUGCGUACGGAUUUUGGAAGAAACGAAGCACCGUCAGCUCCGUAUGUUCGUUAUCUUGUGAAAAAAGUGAAAGAAACUGGCAUCCUCAUCGAUAAACCAACGCGUGAAAAGCCAAAAACAGUGCGUACACCCGAGAAUAUUGCUGCUGUGGCCGAAAGUGUGCGUGAAACGCCAUCAACAUCAGUUCACCGUCGUUCUCAACAAUUGGACAUUUCGGAGACAUCACUGAGACGAAUUUUACGUAAAGACCUUUGUAUGACGCCGUACAAAAUCCAAUUGGUUCAGGAGUUGAAGCCAACUGACCAUCCAAUGCGUUUUCGCUUCGCUAAGUGGGCCUGUGAUCGACUUGCAGAAGAUGCCGAUUUUGCCAAAAAAAUCAUCUUUUCAGAUGAAGCUCAUUUCGAUCUUGUAGGGUAUGUUAACAAGCAAAAUUGUCGCAUUUGGGGCACAGAAAACCCGCACGCAUUCACUGAAAAACCGAUACACCCAAAACGAGUCACUGUUUGGUGCGGAUUUUGGUCCAGAGGCAUAAUUGGGCCAUUUUUCUUCGAAAAUGAGCAAGGAGCGGCCGUUACAGUCAACGGCGAUCGUUAUCGGGCCAUGUUGAAUGAAUUUUUGUUUAAAGAAAUUGAAAAUGAGGAUAUUGGCGACAUUUGGUUUCAACAGGACGGCGCUACGUGCCACACAGCCGACUCUACACUCGAUGUUUUGCGCCCUGUUUUUGAAAAUCGCAUCAUCAGCCGCAGAACUGAUGUCGUUUGGCCACCUCGGAGCUGCGAUUUGACACCGUUAGACUAUUACUUGUGGGGUGCCGUCAAAGAUAAGUGUUACGCCGACAAGCCAGAGACAAUUGACGCUUUAAAGGACAAUAUUCGUGAAGCCAUUGGUGAAAUACAGCUGCACACAAUCGUUAGUGCUUGAAAAUUGGACCGAUCGUGUAGGCUACUGCAUGGCCAGCCGAGGUAGCCAUAUGAAUGAAAUUAUCUUCCAUCAUUAACCGGAAAGAUUGU